CCAUGCGCACUCAGGGCCACUGACCAUGUGCUGAAGUUGGUUGGGCUUACUCGCAUUAGCUUCAGAAGGAAUCUUCUACGGGGACCAUUCGGCGAGGAGGGCCUGAAGACAGUGUUUGUCCGGCGAGGAGGGCCUAAGGACAGUGUUUCUCCGGCGACGUUGCUCUUAACCCCGGCUAAAUUGCAGUGUCUAGCUAAGUGGCAAAGAUAUUGA
Molecule: messenger RNA, 213 nt
Organism: Bipolaris oryzae ATCC 44560
Lineage: Eukaryota; Fungi; Ascomycota; Dothideomycetes; Pleosporales; Pleosporaceae
Exons: 1
Source: RefSeq, a predicted model, not a curated record